AUGCACGGGCAGUCGAACGCCGCGGCGCAUACUGGAGGCGAGCAGAGCGGCACGUGCGCGUAUCAGGACGCGAGUGCACAGCGAUCUGCAGGGUGCAUCAAGGUGGCGGUGGUGGGCGCAGGUUUCCUGGGAAAAUGCAUUGCGAUUGACCUGUCCCUGUUGGGACUUCAGGUCGUCGUGUGCGAUACGAACCCUCAGAUUGGCGACGCGCUGUCGUCGUAUGCGUACGAGUUGCUGCACCCGUUGCUAUACCUGGGCUACGUCACCAAGAGCAUGGUGACUCAAGCGUGCGGCAACAUCACGGUUGUCACGGAUGUGGCGCAAUGUGCCGACGCUGCUAUCGUCAUCGAAGCGAUUCCUGAAAACUUGGAGGCCAAAGUGAAACUUUUCAAGACGCUUGAGCAACACUGUUCGGCUUCAACAGUACUAACUAGCAACACAAUCGAGCUCCCAGUCGACUCUAUCCAAAUGCAUCUGCAGCAUCCUGACCGUUUCUUGGGCAUGCGGUUCUUCUACCCAUGCGUACUCAUGUCCCCUGUGGAACUCACAGUGGGGACGUCCACAUCGCAGCGCACUGUCGACCGCGUCGUCGCCUUCCUGCAACGUCUGGAGAAGCAACCGCAUCGAGGUCCAACUAAGCGCGUGCUUACCAGCAAAGAGGCCAGCGCCUUCCAGUUCGACACGGCAGUGCGUGGCCACUUCUAUCACGGUCUGCUGGAGCCCAAGCGCGUGUCCUCCGUCGCUGACAUCAUCACUCCUCAGCCAGGUCCUUCGCUUGUUGGACCUGACUUUAACGCAGAGAGAACAUCACUUUAA
Molecule: messenger RNA, 816 nt
Organism: Phytophthora infestans T30-4
Lineage: Eukaryota; Oomycota; Peronosporomycetes; Peronosporales; Peronosporaceae
Exons: 4
Coding region: 1-816 (271 amino acids)
Biological process (GO): fatty acid metabolic process
Molecular function (GO): NAD+ binding
Source: RefSeq, a predicted model, not a curated record